GGUCCCCCGCCCGUAACCAUCCAUCAGCCGCUUGCCCGCUGACUUCAUUCUUUGUUUGUGUGUCAGUACGUUCGCACGUCUGGAAAAUUUUUUUCCGUUCGUUCCUUUUUUUGUUCUUUGCGCAGUGUUUUGGUUAUGCCGGGGUUUCGUCGUAUUAGGGCACGGAGUCCUAAGGGGAAGAGUGGCAGGAUCCUGAAGGUGUUGGAGGAUUUGGAGAGGCGAGUUAAAGGAAUUGAAGGUCGGGGGCGGCGACGUAGAAGUCGACGUUUACUUUCGUCUUCGUCAUCGUCCAGAAGCUCGUCUCCUGCGGCUGCCAGUCCGUCGCCUAUUCGUCACCGACGGUCUCGCUCCCUUUCUCGUUCUCGCUCUCGUUCACGCUCACGCUGCGGAUUUCCCAUCCGCAUUAGUGAGGUCCGUCGCAGUCGAGACUCUCCGAUUUCGAGCGACGCAGUAGCAGAGGACGUUUCAAUGGCAGAUAACAUUAUUUUCGAAGGGGAGGCCGCCCAAGGUUCAGCGGCGGCCCUAAGUGAAGAUGUGUUGGACAUCUUAGGACCUAAUGAGGCACCCACCAUUGUGCAUGGGCCAAAAAUUAAUGGUAAUUUGGUGCCACGGUGGGAAAGCAUUUUGCAAUCAGGGCUGUCAGAUGAAGACAGGAACAAGUCUCUGUCAAAACUCCCUCCACCUGAAAAUUUCCAGAAAUUACUUGCACCACAAUUAAAUGCAAUGUUGGAAAAAGCCAUUUCUCUGUCGCAAAUUGCAAGAGACCUUAAAUUGCAGAAACUACAACAAUUGGUGGUAGGCAGCAUCUCCGCCGUGGGCCAGGUCCUCAGUUCAAUUCUAGCAGAGCCAGGGGGGGGAGACAGGCAUCAUAUUGAACUGUUAUAUGGGGCAGGGAGUUUGUUGGCGGAUUUGUGGCAUUCUCAAACAGUCACACGCAGGGACUUAAUCUCUAUCAACCUGAGUAAGGAAUUUCAAGAAGCCAAUAAGCGGAUUUCCCUGGAUAACUUUCUAUUUGGAGAAGAUCUACAGGAAAGGUUAAAAGUUUUCAAAAAUUUGGAAGACUGUGGAAAAACCCUCAAAGCAAGACCCCCCAAAACCGUUUCAACACCAUCAAGGUCAAGAUCCAACACUAGUGCUUUGAGUUCAAGGUCUUUAAACUACAGAGCCCCGACUCGGGUCCUGCGGGGAGCUCACCGAGGAAGGGGCAAUUUCCGUCAACAAGCUCCUUACCCACUCAGACAACAAGCUCCACAGCAGUUCAGUCAACCUCCGAGGGACCCGAAGAAGCACCGUUUUCGAGGCCACUUUUAAAGGUUAGGGUGCUAGCGGGCAGACUCAAGUUUUUCUAUAGAAAGUGGGAUUUGUUUUGUAAUGACAGGGUAAUUUUAAGUUGGGUAAAAGGCCUUAAAAUUCCAUUUUGGAAAUUACCAUCGCAGCGAAUAUCCAAUAGGCCCGGUUGGUCUGGCUACCCAGGGGCGGCGGUACAACGCUCUGUUGACAAACUCCUGUCUGUGGGGGCCAUAAACAAGGUCAAACCAUGCAAAAAUCAGUUUCUGUCUAAAUUUUUUCUCAGGCCCAAAAAGGAUGGAUCUUACAGAUUCAUCCUAAAUCUCAAAAAAUUAAAUAAAUUUGUGGCUUGCGAGCAUUUUAAGAUGGAGGAUCAUCGCACUGUUGCCAGGCUUCUUUUUACUAAUUGCUUUAUGGCCAAGAUUGACUUAAAAGAUGCCUAUUUUUUAUUACCCAUUCAUAAAAACCACAGGAAAUAUCUUAGGUUUCAGGUUGAAGGUAACAUAUAUGAAUACAAUUGUUUGCCAUUUGGACUAAAUGUAGCUCCUCGAAUAUUCACCAAACUAAUGAAACCAGUGUUUGCACACCUUAGAAAAAAGGGACUUAUUUCAGUAGUUUAUUUAGACGAUAUUUUAUUAUUUGGAAACACUCGUCAGAGUUGUGUUCACAAUGUUAAAGAGACUCUGAAACUUAUCACGUCUUUGGGGUUUAUACCGAAUCUGGAGAAAAGUCAACUAGUCCCGUCACAAGAGAUUGAGUACUUGGGGUUUGUAUACAAUUCAAUAGAUAUGUCCAUCAGUUUACCAUCUACAAAAAUCUCCAAAACAUUAAAAUUGCUUAACAGAUUUUCGCUAUUACAACGCUGUUCAAUCAGGGACUUUGCUACAGUUUUAGGAACUUUGACUUCCGUGUGCCCUGCCGUUAAAUACGGUUGGCUUUACACGAAACUGCUUGAAAGAGAAAAGUAUUUGGCGCUGGGUACAUCAGGCAACUAUAAUAAAGAAAUGGACAUAUCCUCUCAAGUUUUAAAGGAAUUACAGUGGUGGUUAAGCAACUUACCAUGCGCGAUAAACCCGAUUCGAUUAGAUGUUUUCAGUAUUGAGAUUUUUUCAGACGCCUCUUUGACUGGAUGGGGCAUUAGUUGUUCUUCGGAGAAAUCGCGGGGAUUUUGGUCAGAUUCAGAAAGGCAUCACCACAUAAAUUAUCUCGAACUUCUUGCGGUGUCUUAUGGUCUGAAAUGCUUUGCUGCAAACCUAAGUAACUGCAACAUCCUUUGUCGAGUCGAUAACUCAACGGCCUUGGCCUAUAUAAACAAAAUGGGUAGUAUUAAAUUCCCGAAGCUUAAUGAACUUGCCCGGAUCAUCUGGCAAUGGUGCGAAACGCGAAACUUGUUUAUAUAUGCUUCAUACAUUAAAUCUUCGGACAAUAUCAUUGCGGAUGCAGAAUCUCGCUGUCUGAAGAUUGAAUCGGAGUGGUCCUUAAAUGUAUCAGCAUUCAAUAAGAUUUUGGACGGUUUUGGUCAACCAGAGAUAGAUCUGUUUGCUACCAAAAAUAAUGCCAAAUGCACAAAGUUUGUCUCAUGGUUGAGAGAUCCGGAGAGUAUUGCUAUUGACGCGUUUACUAUAGAUUGGAAGAAUUUUUUCUUCUAUGCGUUUCCUCCGUUUGCACUAAUACUAAGAGUGCUGCGGAAAAUUAUAACA
Molecule: messenger RNA, 2987 nt
Organism: Photinus pyralis (common eastern firefly)
Lineage: Eukaryota; Metazoa; Arthropoda; Insecta; Coleoptera; Lampyridae
Exons: 2
Coding region: 136-1311 (391 amino acids)
Source: RefSeq, a predicted model, not a curated record